AUGUCGCCGCCUACUCCUGUGUUUUCCCGGAAGGAAAUCGAGCAAAAGUACGCAGCACAACUCAACGAGCCGGAAAAGUACGAGUGUACGCUCAAAUCGCUCACACAGAACGAAUGUACAUUCAAGUUGGGCGAAAAUUCGCGCGUAGUGGAGACGCUCUGUGUUCCUUUCAAGCGGAUCUUUCAGAGGUGUUUAGUUCCACAUACAAUCCUGAAAAACGGACGCAAGACCGUUGAAAAACGAUGGAUUAAUAUAGAGGUCACGCUGGCAAGUAGCAAUGACGAUUUGAAGAGCGUCAAUCGCGCGGAGAUUCUUGAGUUUAUGAGGGCAGAGCUGGAUUUGCAGAAAUGGAUCCAGAGCACAGAAUUGGAGGAUGAGAGAUGA
Molecule: messenger RNA, 384 nt
Organism: Australozyma saopauloensis
Lineage: Eukaryota; Fungi; Ascomycota; Pichiomycetes; Serinales; Metschnikowiaceae
Exons: 1
Coding region: 1-384 (127 amino acids)
Cellular component (GO): mitochondrial inner membrane peptidase complex
Source: RefSeq, a predicted model, not a curated record